This is a messenger RNA of Pelobates fuscus (common spadefoot toad), 930 nucleotides long. Its product is annotated as olfactory receptor 5V1-like. Gene Ontology annotation, biological process: G protein-coupled receptor signaling pathway. The coding region runs from base 1 to 930 and encodes 309 amino acids. Gene Ontology annotation, molecular function: olfactory receptor activity; G protein-coupled receptor activity. Gene Ontology annotation, cellular component: membrane. Lineage: Eukaryota; Metazoa; Chordata; Amphibia; Anura; Pelobatidae. The transcript has a single exon. The record is from RefSeq and is a predicted model, not a curated record.
AUGCAAGUCACGAAUCAGACCUUUGUCACAGAGUUUUUUCUUCUUGGAUUCCAGAAUCUUGAAAACUUCAAGAUACCAUUCUACUUGAUGCUCCUCUUUUCUUACAUUGUGGCUACAUCUGGAAAUCUGCUGAUUAUUUAUCUUGUGGCAUCAAACAGCAAUCUACGGUGUCCAAUGUACUUCUUCCUGACACAACUGUCCAUUUCCGACAUACUUAUGACCACCAACAUUGUCCCUAACACGCUUUAUAUUGUAUGGGGUAAAGGUGGAACUAUGUCAUUUUCAGGUUGCCUAACACAGUUUUAUUGCUUAGCUUGUUCAUUAGCCUCUGAGUGUUUGCUUCUUUCCAUAAUGGCUUAUGACAGGUUUUUGGCCAUCUGUAAACCCUUGAGAUAUGGCACUCUGAUGACCACUGGAACUUGUAUUAAUCUGGCUUCAAUCAUGUGGCUGAUAAGUUUUUCCACAGAAUUGAUAGUAACAAUAUCAAUAAUUCAGCUACAAUAUUGUGGCCCAAAUGUUAUUGACCAUUUCUUCUGUGACUCUGCCCCACUAUUAGAACUUUCCUGUUCAGACACUUAUUUUACUGAAUUGGAAAUUUUUACAUUGGGCUCACUUCUUACUUUUUCACCCCUUAUUUGUAUUUUAAUUUCAUAUUUAUACAUUGUUCUGGCGGUCCUUAGACUCUCUGCAACAAGACGAAGGAAAGCCUUCUCCACCUGUAGCUCCCACCUGACUGUGGUUUCUAUGUUCUAUGGGACUCUGAUUGGAAAUUACUUGCUCCCAAUUAAAGGGCAAUCAUUGACUCUCAGCAAAUUUGUAUCCUUGUUGUACACAGUGAUGACUCCUAUGAUUAACCCUAUCAUAUACAGUCUCAGAAAUAAAGAUAUCAAGGAAGCCAUAAGUAAGCAUUUUAACAAAGUGCAUGAAUAG